AAGCUUUUGGGGUGGUGAGCGUUCCCUCAGACAGCAUCAGAGAGCACGGUACUAAUUAAUUUGCUCUAUAGAAAAUGCUGCUAAGUGGUGCUGGAGUCGCGUGUAGCCUACUGCACUUUUCUCUGCAUGUUUAAGAGCAACAAGUGGAUUAUGGACGAGUCUAUCUGCAGCGUGACAGGGGAGAGGGGCGACUGCACCUGAACAACAGAAAGCGAAUGCUGCACCAGUCUCUCCUGCGCAGUGGGAAUGGAUACCGGCAAUUCCCUGACGGGGAUUUGCUUCAUCCUGCUGUCGCUCAAUGGAUUCAUCUCUUCCUCACCGGCGACAAUCCUUUGUCCCGAGCGCUGUGACUGUCAGCACCCGCAGCACCUCAUGUGCACCAACCGAGGGCUGCGCACUGUGCCCAAACCUGCCACGCGUGUGCCCGAGGAGUUGCUGAUCUUCAGCCUAGGGGGCAACUUCAUUGGGAACAUCUCUGCCUUUGACUUCACAUGGUAUAGUAACCUUGUACGAUUGAAUUUACAGUACAAUCAAAUACAAAGUAUUCAUCCAAAAGCAUUUGAGAAACUCUCCAAGUUAGAAGAGCUGUACUUGGGACAUAAUAUUUUAUCAAGUAUACCUGCUGGGACUUUACAAUCCCUGAAGAAAUUAACAAUUCUCUGUGGAAAUGAUAAUGACAUUAAGGAGAUCACACCAGAGCUCUUUGCUGACUUGGAUAAUCUUGUUAAACUGCGUCUGGAUGGCAACUCAAUAGAAGUUCUGCAGGACUCUGUUUUUAAAAGUUUGACCAGUCUACAUUACCUCCAUCUGGAAUUCAACAAGCUGCAGCACAUUCACAGAAACGCUUUUUCUAAACUCACCAACCUGCGCUUUCUAAACCUGGCCCACAACAAGCAGUCAGCCGUGCACAAUGCCCUAACUUUCUCCCAACUCAAAGCUCUGACAACCCUGCUGCUGUCUGAAAAUGAAAUUCAGCACGUCGGAAACCACGUGUUCCAAAAUCUGAAAAAGCUGUCCAAACUGUCCCUCAGCAACAACAGAAUCUCCCGCCUGGACAGCGGGGCUCUGAAGGGGCUGUCCAGCCUCAGAGAGCUUCUGAUUGAUGGCAACGAGCUGGAGGAAAUCCCAGCCGGUCUCCUGGACUCUCUUGAACGCAUCGAGGAGCUGGACUUCAGUCGCAACCGUAUUUCUAAAGUGGACUCUUUGGCUUUUUCCCAUCUUAAACAUCUGAGGGUAUUGAAGCUGAAGAACAACAUGCUCACCAGCCUGUCAGGAGACAUCUUUGCCCUCAACAACGUGCUUUACAACCUGGAUCUCCAGGGCAACAACUGGACGUGCGACUGUCGCCUGGAGGAGCUGAAAAGAUGGAUGACAGCUGCGCAUUCUCAGGGAAAGUUAUUGACUGUUUUUGUGCAGUGUCAUGACCCUGUAACUCUAAGGGGGAAAUAUCUGGACUAUGUGAACAGCUCCCAGCUGCAGCCCCUCGGGAACUGGACCCAUAUGUGUAGUAGCCAAGUUGGGCCAGAGGAGAGCCGAGGAGGGGGUGUGUUGGUUAAGAUGAAGGGGGAAGAGAUAGGGAAGGUGGAUGCAAUAAAGCAGGAGGAGGGAGGUGAGGAAGUCCAGGUGGAGGAAACAGGUGAAGAUCUGAGACAGGCAAACAGCUUUGGAGUUAUAAUGAAAAAAGAGGGAGAAAAGAGGAAGAGAGAAGGACAGAAGGAGGAGGAAAUCCAGGAGGACGAAGGAGGUGUGGAGGAUGCCAACCCAUCUUCUUCACCAGGAAGAAAGAAACCAAACAAAGGGCCACUCAGCCCAAGGUCACGACCUGCGGCAGAGGCUCCUGGGAAACGUGGCAAUGGUAGACGAAGGUCAAAUGUUACAUCCAGAACUGAACCAACAGCUAUUUCAACACCUACAGGAAACCAGGACAGAAACUCCACUGAUCCAAACUCAGGGCUCAUCACUGCCUCUACACUCCAGUCAGGAGAAAAGUUUGACCUUCUGAGGUCAAAUCACGAGGAGGCUCUACCAGUAAUCACAGAUCCAUGUGAGUUCAACCACCAUUAUAUCACUAAUGUGUCAGUGGAUCAAGUGACAUCCAGUACUGUCACCAUCUACUGGACUACCAGGGAUCAUCAGCGCUACUCAGGAGGACUUGGCCCAGGCCUAGAUGAAGUCCACUAUCGGAUUCAGUUUGACCGCUUUGGUACCGCAGAUCGUUUCCCCCGGUACGUUUACGCUCGCGGCACAGCUCGCUCCGUAACCCUUCGAGAACUCAGCUCAGAUGUGACCUACAUGGUGUGUGUGGAGGGAGUAGUGGGAGGAUCUGUGUGCCAGGUUGCUCCUCGUGAACAUUGCACAGGACUGGUCACUCUUCCUCAGGGGUUCAGCCGUGGAGGCAUGCUGACCUCUGACCUCGAGCUGGUGACAGUGGCCACGCUGGCUGGGAACGCCAUGCUGCUGCUGGUCAUCGGCGGCGUCUGGCUGGGGCGGAGCCUGAAGAGGAGGCUGCAGAAGAGGAAGACGGCGGUGCACGUGCGACACAUGUACUCCACCCGGCGACCGUUUCGUACCGCAGUGGCCGCCGCCUCGGUGUCAGCUGACUUCACCACCUACCAGAGCAGCCGUCCCGCACGACUUGCACCCCUGGAGGAAGGGGACCUCAUCGAGUUCCCUUGUGAUCGCUUUCUGGACAGCAGUAGUGUUCGUAGAGAUAGUGAAAUGCAGAGAUUUUCUGACUAGAGCCAUUAACAUAUCUUAAAGUGUUACACUCUAAGAUAAGAUAAGAAGUACUUUAUUGAUCCCAAUUUGGGAAAUAUUUGCGUUGCAGCAGCAUAAAAAGACAUGGAAUUGUACAUUAAAAAUUAAAAGACUAGAAAUAAACAUUCCAAAAUGUAAACAUGUCAAUUCAUCUACCACAGCAACACAGGAAUUGGGCUGCAAUCUUUGGUGUAUUUCCCUCUGUUGUUGACACACUUCCAUACUAAAAACAUUGGGUGAUUUUAUGGAUUUGAACAAACCAAGUCAACAAUCCCACUAUUUUGAGUCUUUGGUUUUUCACUUGACCGUAAGAAAACGUUUGAACUGACAAUAGAACAGCUGAGCUCAUCAGUGCCUUUUCAGACACCAGAGGAAGUACAAUCCCUCUGACUUCCUUUUCCUGCUUUGUGGCUUUCCUCUUUCAUUUCCUUGCACCUGCGAGUGUUUGUCAAAGUAAGACUUAUUGUGUGUAAGCAAGAAUGAUUGCUCACUGAUUUCGACUAAGGUGCUAACGUUGAGUUGAUAGACAUCAUAUUGUCUCCUUUUUGUACAGUAUGUAAUGAUAGCUGCUGGUGGCAGGGAAAAACACAUGUUUGUAUCACAUGUAUCAUGUUUUGUACUUUUAUAUAUAAUUCUUCAUUACACAAAGAAGUAAAGUCCCCAACAAUGUGA
Molecule: messenger RNA, 3429 nt
Organism: Notothenia coriiceps (black rockcod)
Lineage: Eukaryota; Metazoa; Chordata; Actinopteri; Perciformes; Nototheniidae
Gene: tril
Product: TLR4 interactor with leucine-rich repeats
Exons: 1
Coding region: 247-2739 (830 amino acids)
Molecular function (GO): protein binding
Source: RefSeq, a predicted model, not a curated record